UAGAUUUUAAGCUUCAAUGUAGCCAAUUCUUCUUCACAAAGAUGAUGUAUCUCCUCUUUAUUACAGAUAUCUUUCGGAUUUGAUUUAGGAAAAACCCACAUCUGUUGUUUUUUUUCUUCAGUUAUUUAUCGGGGUCCAAACGAACAAAACACAUACUAGUCAUCAAACACGUUAGCUCUUCUACCUUAAGUUAAAAGUAAAAUCUGUCUUUUUAAGCUGUUUUAAAUCUUUAGUAUGCGUUUUACCAUGAAGUAUACCCAACUUGUAGAUGCCUUGUUUCGUCCUCCAUCCUCAAGUUUAUGCGAAACCAUAUUCCAUUCUCUUUUGCGUAGAUUACAUGUUUCUUUUUGUUUCCCAGGUUUAUAAGAGAAAGUAAUAUCCUAGAAUAGGAUUUUAUUUUAUUUCUCUUUAGGUGUUAUAUACUUGGAAGAAAAUUCGUGAUAACCUUUUAAAAUGGAUGCAUAUACUGAGGAUAUUCCCAUGCCGGACGCAGGAUCAGAAAAUGUAGCCGGUUUUAUACCAUUACGACAGAAAACAGAAAUCAACUCGAACGAACGAACAUUAAAAAUGGACAAUUCAAACGAACUUAUGGAUAUAUCUAUGUCUCCAGAAGAGAAGAAGCCUUUAAAAAAAACCAUGUCAAAAAGGAAGCUACGGAAACCUAAGAAUCCAUUGCUGAUACAUGGAAAAGAAAAUAUAGAAAAACCCUUGAGAAGAAAAUCCAGUAAUUCUUCCCAACUCAUCCGGAAAGAACACGCAGAUGCAAGUCAUUCUGUAAAUUGGGUACAUGUGCAUCGUGACAUUCCCGUCGUAGUGAGCGGGUACUUACAGCUUCUGUUUAAUGUUUGUAUAGUUUCAAUUGUUCUUUAUUUUUUAUUUUCGUUGGUAUUUACUAUGCAAGGUGAUAUACGAAACAAUAUAAGUACCGAACGAGCGCUUCUUGCAUAUAAAGCAAUGGAAUGUCAGAGAGACUAUAACAAAUACGACUGCGAUAGUCCAAGCUCAGCAAUCAGUAAGGUAUGCGAUGAUUUGCGGGUUUGUAUUUUGAGAAAAACUAGCAAUACAAGACUAGUAGCCAAAAUUUUGGCCGAAAUCAUAGAUACGUUUGUGAACCAUAUAUCCUAUAAGACCAUGAUUUUUUCUCUAUUGCUUGUUUUUGGAAGCUUGAUUGCUUCCAACUACGCUUUCAGCCUUUUUAGAGCAAAGCACAAUCAAAAUCUGCCAACCUAUGCCACUAGUGCAAUUCCGGCGAUGAUACCUAGUAACCAUCUGUUGGGACAAGAACCUCACUCAAAUGGAAACCAGAAACUGCUGGAGCUACAGUCUGAUAAUGGAAGAUAA
This is a messenger RNA of Schizosaccharomyces octosporus yFS286, 1341 nucleotides long. RefSeq names its product nuclear envelope protein Brr6/Brl1. Gene Ontology annotation, cellular component: nuclear envelope; nuclear membrane. The coding region runs from base 454 to 1341 and encodes 295 amino acids. Gene Ontology annotation, biological process: lipid homeostasis; nuclear envelope organization. Lineage: Eukaryota; Fungi; Ascomycota; Schizosaccharomycetes; Schizosaccharomycetales; Schizosaccharomycetaceae. The transcript has 2 exons. The record is from RefSeq and is a predicted model, not a curated record.